This is a messenger RNA of Solenopsis invicta (red fire ant), 3125 nucleotides long. RefSeq names its product protein yellow. Lineage: Eukaryota; Metazoa; Arthropoda; Insecta; Hymenoptera; Formicidae. The record is from RefSeq and is a predicted model, not a curated record. Gene Ontology annotation, cellular component: extracellular region. The transcript has 5 exons. Bases 1101 to 2759 code for a protein of 552 amino acids.
UACGAUCACGUUAAGCACUAAUAUUUGUUACCUCUUAAUUAAAUGUUAUUACUCGCAACAAUAUAUUGAUGAUUUUAAUGAUCACAACUGACAACUUUAUAAUUUAUUUAUUUUCGCAAAUUGCAAUUUUGUCUAAUCAAGUUUGGACAUUUAAUAUUGAAAACGACUCUAAAUCGCGAGAAGUAAAAGUAGAAAGUAAAAAUUGGUCAUUAAUAAGUUUAUCGAAGUAAUAAACUCCGGGCAGUCUUAAAAUAAUACAGCGCAGCAUGUUCGUGUAAGUAUGCAAGUUACCUGUACGCAGGCAAUCGAGUUACGCAGAAUUGGCAUUGUUACAACGUUGUAAAAUUCAAACGAGUUUCACCUGGAGCGCAACAAAAAGAAACGCCCCGGUGUCGCCUCGUAAAAAACGCAAUUAUGGUGGUUGCUGCCGCCGUAAAGUGAACCGCCUUCCAUAGAUAUUCGCGCAAUCAUUGAAACGACUUCAAUUUUUCACCAGGCGUUCCUCUCCAUACGCUUUCGUUUCAUAUGCUCUUCUUUUAAAAAAAUACGUUUUUUUGUUACUGAAGUUCCUCCAAAGAGACCUGAAAUAGUUAUCAAUAGUUAGAAUAAAGCUUAAGAUGUAACUCGACGAAUGAUUUUACAAAGCGCGCUGUAAAACGAUUGCAGAAAAAAAAUUGUUGCAAUCGUCGGCUUUUACUAAACUGGAAAUAAAAAGGGGAGCGGCGGACGUUCGUCUGGUGCCCUCGAUCCUUAUUCGCGAUGCAUUACUCGAGCAGAUGCACGAGUUCCCAUGAACCCAUCUACCAAUGACCUAUACCGCGACUUAGAGCCCGGAGUCGUAACACAGACGAGAGGGAAAAUCAUCUUCGGGAGAAGGGAUUCGCCAUUCUCUCCUUUCGUAGGAUCUAAGACACACUUACGACCCGGAUAGUGGAAUAUGGUAGUCGCGUAACAUCCAUGGUGCCAUCUCGAGCACUCGUCUUCCUCGCGCUAGGCAUCUCUGAUAGUACGUCGUUAGGGCGAGAGCGAUCGCUCGGAGUUUAAACGCCUCCUCCCAGGUCCCAAAUUAACAGAAGAAGAACGACUACGCCGCUCGAAGUAUGGCGAGCACGAUACCAUGGAUGCUGUCAAUGUCUCUACUGGCUGUCCCAAAAUUUGCGGCUUACACGAGUCCUAGCAUCCUAUCCAGGGACCUUCAAGCACCUGCGUUGCCAUUAUCUUCAUCCAUUUCUACUCCAUUUUUUCCGACGCACAACAUCAACUACAAAGAUUCAUCAUCGGAGUAUGAUGAACACGCCGGCUCGCCACGGAAUUGCGAUAAUCAUCGGUCGGAGGAAAAAUCGACGAUUUCCACGAACGUAGGCAAUCUUUACGGAUCGACGCCGCAAUCGCGCCAUCGCGUUGCUACAUCCAAUCUGGGUAGAAGCAAUCCUUCGAGACCCAUUGGAAGAGCUAUCGAUACAUUCCGCGCGGAUCCUCACUUGGUCAAUCAAUUGGAUUUUCACGAUUUCGGCGAUGGUUUCGAGCCGGGGCGUAUUAUAGACGACUACGUCGGUCCCGCCAUGGAACUAGUGUAUGCCUGGUCCACGAUUGAUUUUGAAUUCGACAGUAUAGACGCGCGAGAUAAUGCUAUAUUUGAGGGCGACUAUAUUGCGGAGAAUAACUUGCCGCUGGGCCUGGAAGUCUGGCGCGACAAAGUCUUCAUUACUCUGCCAAAGUGGAGAACUGGCAUACCGGUGACUCUGGCUACCGUGCCCAGACGUUCCAAGACAAGAAACCCCAAAUUAAGACCGUAUCCUAACUGGCACUGGCAUCAAUCAGGCUGCGAGAGCUUAACGUCAGUCUUCCGAGUUCAAGUGGACGAAUGCAAUCGGCUAUGGGUCCUCGACUCCGGCAAGACGGAGCUCGCCAAGAGAUCUAAGCAAGUCUGUCCCCCCGCCAUAUUCAUCUUCGAUCUGCGCACCGACACCCUCAUCAAAAAAUACGUCUUGCCAGACGAGUAUAUUAAACAGGACUCCCUGUACAUCAAUAUCGCUAUAGAUAUCAGAAACAACGAUUGCGGCUCCGCGGUAGCGUACUUGGCCGACGUCUGGCGAUACGGUGUCGUGGUGUACGACUUCUUCAAGGAUUCCGCCUUCAGAGUCGAGCAUCAUUUCUUCUAUCCCGAUCCCCUGGCGUCCAGAUACGAGCUGCACGGUAUAAAGUUCCAAUGGACCGACGGAAUAUUUGGAUUAGCGCUUAGUCCCGUGGAUGUUCACAACGAAAGAACGAUGUUCUUCCAUCCGAUGUCCAGUUUUCGAGAAUUCGCCGUGCCCACGUCGGUUUUCAGGGACAAGCGAACCGCGGAAUUUCACUCGGAGAAGUUCAUGCCCGUUGGGAAGCCCAGAGCCAAGGACUAUGGCCAUUCUUCGGGGUCCGCCAUAGAUAAGAACGGCGUCAUGUUCUUCAACAUGGUCACCAGGGACUCCGUGUGGUGCUGGGACACCAGGAAGGAGUACAUACCGCAGAAUCUGGGCGUAAUUGGGACUAGCAACGAGUCCUUGGUGUUCCCGAACGACAUCAAAGUGGAUCACGAGCCGGAUCAGAGUGUGUGGCUGCUCACAAAUCGAUUGCCGAUGUACUUGUACGGGACACUGAACAGCGGUAGUAUUAAUUACAGAGUGUUUAAGGCGGAUGUUAAGGAGGCUAUCAGGGAUACCGUCUGCGAUCCUAAUUACGUAGUUCCUGAUUCGGAUCCGGGCCUCGACGACACUUGUUGAAAAUUUUCCUCGCAUUAAAUUAAUUCUCGACAAUUCUAAUCAAAUUUUUCUCCUCGAUAUCGAAAUGUCUCUUAUUUUAAAGUCUAAGCAUUGAAAUGAAAUCUCCAGCACUGAAGCAUUAAAUUGUUCAGGGAGACCUCCUUUUCUUAAGUUAUUUCGUUUAUUUAUUGUAUUCUUGAUUAUUGCCAAUUGUAAACUAUGAUAAAUUGAGUAUUUGUUGUACGAUAUUUAACACGCAUUGUUUAGCGCAAGCACGUUAUUUAAACAUUCCUACUACUGUAAGCAGUGCAGUCUUCCGAGUUACCAAUGAUUAGACAAUUACAUGUAAAAUUUUUAGCAUAAAUAUAUAUUUUGUACAUACAUAAA